AUGGUGCAAUACAAAGACUUAAAGAUAAUGACAUUAAGAAAGUUAAGCUACAAACAGCCAAGAAGAAAAAUGAAAAAAAAAAAAUCCAAAAUUAAUAGUUCGGACGAUAAAGAAAAUGCGGACAACUUCAGUUUACACUCAUCUUCGAGCGAGGCAUCUCUAUCUACACUUUUAAGAAAAGAAGUAGAAGAACGCCAAGAGAAAGAAGAAGAAGCCUUUAAACCUGUGACUAAAAAGCAAAUAGAAGCUGUUGUUAGUUUUGUUAGGAAAGCGUCAGACCGUGCAGUCAUAACGACUUUCUAUUUCCCAUCUCAAGAAGACAUUACAGAUGUUAUGGAAGAUGACAUAAUCUUCAUUUUGCCGAAACCAACCAUUGGACGCAGGGGAGAAGUGAUUUUUUCAGUAGGAUUUUCUCAGAAUAAUAUACAGUAG
Messenger RNA from Psylliodes chrysocephalus, 432 nucleotides. NCBI's taxonomy places the organism in Eukaryota, Metazoa, Arthropoda, Insecta, Coleoptera, Chrysomelidae. The record is from the annotation of a GenBank genome assembly.